Suillus bovinus is the source of this 1217-nucleotide messenger RNA. RefSeq names its product ribonuclease H-like domain-containing protein. The record is from RefSeq and is a predicted model, not a curated record. Gene Ontology annotation, cellular component: cytoplasm; nucleus. The transcript is spliced from 4 exons. Lineage: Eukaryota; Fungi; Basidiomycota; Agaricomycetes; Boletales; Suillaceae. Gene Ontology annotation, biological process: nucleobase-containing compound metabolic process. The coding region runs from base 150 to 1217 and encodes 355 amino acids. Gene Ontology annotation, molecular function: 3'-5' exonuclease activity; nucleic acid binding.
GUUGUAUUAUCCGGAACAAUUGCAAAUUCUGAGGCCAAAUAUAGUAUAGGGUAGCGUCCAUGUUCGCAAGGUUUUAUCCGAGUCAAAGAAAGCGUUUUCGUACACCGAACUUCAUCCCUGCAGCACCUCACAAUAUAUCAUAAACUAUAAUGUCUGGCACUGCAGAAGGCUUUGUCAAACCCGCAGUCUCACGCCCAGAGCUACCGCGCUACUUUUGGCGAGACCAAAGCCCUGCUCACACACGCAUUCGAUACAUCACAAAUCACCUGGAAGCAGACUUCGAAUUAUCUCGUUUGGCCAUAGGACCUCUUGGUUUUGACCUAGAAUGGCGCCCCAACUACAGGAAGGGUGGGAGAGAGAACCCCGUAGCACUUGUUCAGCUCGCUGGUUUCGACACCAUAUUGCUCCUACAAAUAAGCGCUAUGUCAGGUAUGAGCAAGACUUCAAAGAACAAAUUUCCGUUGAAACUGAGGGAAGUGCUUUUGGAUCCAUUGCGAGUCAAGACUGGCGUUAGCAUCCAACGGGAUUGCAAGAAGUUAUAUGAGGAUUGGGGCGUUUCAACACACAACUGCGUAGAGCUAGCCCUUCUUGCCCGUUCGGUCGAUAAUGCCCGAUGGAAGGGAAAGUACACCAGCCCACUUGGAUUAUCUCGCCUUCUUGAGACCUACGUGGGUUUCUCUUUGGCGAAGGGGAAGGUGCAACGCAGCAAUUGGGAGCUCCGUCUUUCUUUGGUCCAGCAAGAAUAUGCAGCCAACGAUGCGCAUGCUGGGUAUGCUAUCUAUACUCGGCUGAUUGCAUUGGCUCGAGAUAUGCCCAAUACAGACCCAUAUUACUACUCCUUCAGUGUUGUGAAUGGCUUGGUGCUAGAUCACCUCGGCAGUUCUCAGUGGAUUCCCCACAACCCUUAUUACGAUCCAGGUCCACCGCCUCCUCCCAAGGAACCGAAGGAAAAAGAGAAAAAUAAAACACCCAGAGCACCGACGUCAAGUGUCGUCAGUCAAGCCACAACCUCUUCUGGAUCCUCUUUGCAGGACAGAAUCGGUAUGAGAAAUGACUCACAGGGUCCUCUACUUUCCGGUGUCCCCGUUACACCUGCCGUGAACUCACGAGCAGAAGCUUUCCAUCGGACUCCUCGUAAUCGCCCUACUUCCACCCAACGGCCUAAGAAUCGUGGUUAUGACCCUGCACAAUAUUCUGUUACUAUGCGCAUCCAGUAA